Symphalangus syndactylus (siamang) is the source of this 695-nucleotide messenger RNA. It is a transcript of the gene WDR83OS, whose product is annotated as WD repeat domain 83 opposite strand. Gene Ontology annotation, biological process: protein insertion into ER membrane. Gene Ontology annotation, cellular component: endoplasmic reticulum membrane. The record is from RefSeq and is a predicted model, not a curated record. Gene Ontology annotation, molecular function: protein folding chaperone. NCBI's taxonomy places the organism in Eukaryota, Metazoa, Chordata, Mammalia, Primates, Hylobatidae.
CGAGUGUUACUCCAAAAUCCGCCCUCAGCUUGCACGCCGGAAGCUUCAAUUCCUGCAGCGGAAGAGGCGUGACCUGGCCUUCGACUCGCUAUGUCUACUAACAAUAUGUCGGACCCACGGAGGCCGAACAAAGUGCUGAGGUACAAGCCCCCGCCGAGUGAAUGUAACCCGGCCUUGGACGACCCGACGCCGGACUACAUGAACCUGCUGGGCAUGAUCUUCAGCAUGUGCGGCCUUAUGCUUAAGCUGAAGUGGUGUGCUUGGGUCGCUGUCUACUGCUCCUUCAUCAGCUUUGCCAACUCUCGGAGCUCGGAGGACACGAAGCAAAUGAUGAGUAGCUUCAUGCUGUCCAUCUCUGCCGUGGUGAUGUCCUAUCUGCAGAAUCCUCAGCCCAUGACGCCCCCAUGGUGAUAUCAGCCUAGAAGGGUCACAUUUUGGACUCUGUCUAUCCACUAGGCCUGGGCUUUGGCUGCUCAACCUGCUGCCCUCAGCUGCCAUCCUGGACUUCCCCGAAUGAGGCUGUCUCAGUGCCCCCAGCUGGAUGGAGGGAACCUGGCCCUUUCCUAGAACACCCUAGGCCUACCCCUCCUGCCUCCCUUCCCCUGCCUGCUGCUGGGGGAGAUGCUGUCCCUGUUUUUAGGGGUAUUCAUUUGCUUUCUCGUUGAAACUUGUUAAUAAUAAAGUUUUUCACUCUG